AUGGUUUCUUUAUAUUCCUCCACGGCGACAUGCUCACCGGCCGUCAGCUACACCAACACUCUCAUUGAGCAGCGAGCCGAUCCCCAUAUUCUCAAGCACGACGACGGUUGGUAUUAUUUCACCGCCACCGUCCCAGCAUACGACCGCAUCAUCCUCCGCAAAUCGGAAACCAUCCAAGGGCUUGCCGACGCCCCGGAAACGACGAUAUGGACCAGAAAACCAGCCGGCUCGGGCACUGGGAGCGGACAAGUGUGGGCGCCUGAAUUGCACCGCAUUGACGGUAAAUGGUACAUUUACGUGGCGCUCGGCGUCUCAGGCGAGUGGCGCAUCCGAGCCUUUGUCCUCGAAGGGACGGGUGACGACCCUUUAACGGCGACGUGGGUAGAGAAGGGCAUCAUCAAAACCAACUGGGACACCUUUUCUCUCGACGCUUCUACGUUUGUCGCCAACGGCACGCGCUACCUCGUUUGGGCGCAGCUGGAUCCUACGUGGGCCAAGGAGGGCACUAGCUUAUUGCUGGCGCCUUUGGAGAACCCGUGGACGAUUCGGGGCCCCGCCCUCGCCAUCUCCCGCCCCGACUUGCCCUGGGAGCGUAUCGGCCACAAUGUCAACGAAGGCCCGUACGUCAUUCAGAGAAACGGUACAAUUUUCAUGACAUAUUCGGCGAGCGCAACAGAUUACAAUUACUGCAUGGGCUUAUUGACAGCGUCCGAAGGUUCCGAUCUCAUGGAUCCUUCGUCAUGGAGCAAGGCCAAGGAGCCAGUUUUCAAGAGCAAUGCUCCCACGAGCCAGUGGGGACCGGGCCACAGCUGCUUCACCGUCUCAGAGGAUGGCAUGAGUGACCUGCUCGUAUUCCAUGACCGCGGGUAUCGUGAUAUCAAGGGCGAUCCAUUGAACGACCCGAACAGGCGCACCAGGGUGCAGAAGGUCUAUUGGAAGGCUGAUGGAACACCUGACUUUGGUAUUCCUGUGGCUGACGGCAACACGCCUGUAAGACUAAAAGUAGCUUCCGCGUCUGGCCUCUUCGUGACGGCCCAAGAUGAUGCUCUUGUGGGGUUAGCUUUGCCGAGCGUUGAGGCAUCGCAGUUUCGCAUAGUCACUCCAGGCCUAGCUGGGGAUGGUACUCUAAGCCUUGAAUCUGCCUCCUCUCCUGGGUUAUUCAUCUCUUAUUCUGGAACCGAGGUCAAACUUGGCGAGGAUGAUAAAUCCGAUGCCUUCUCCAAAGCCUCUUCGUUCUACCAGCGUCAAGGACUCUCGGAUGAAUCUGGUGUUUCGUUCGAACUGAUCAACGGUUCGGAGAUUAUGGACAAACUUGAAGAUGCCGCGACAAACCUGGAUGAUGAGCUGCGUGUUGCCAUACGUUUUAUUACUACCAAUAUACCCACGGAGCCUUCUGGUAGAGCAGCACGGAUCGCUAACGACUUCGCCCAACGCAUUUCGGGCCUCAUGAGGGCCUUUAGUUGA
This is a messenger RNA of Parascedosporium putredinis, 1464 nucleotides long. The record is from the annotation of a GenBank genome assembly. Lineage: Eukaryota; Fungi; Ascomycota; Sordariomycetes; Microascales; Microascaceae.